UUCGCAUUCAGUUAUACCAGUGAGCUUGUCGCAUAGAAACUCAAAUAUAAAAUCAAAAUACGCGAACUUAAGAAAUAUAAAACCAAAUGUCGCGAAUAAAAUAUAUUGCAUUAAAGAAACAAAAUUGCCAUGAAAGCGAAAAUCAAAAUAGCAAUUUAUUAACAAUUGUGAAACAUAAACAAUUUACACGGUGCUUAGUGUUUUGCAUGUUUAUUGCAGCCUUUCAAUUGCUUUAUUUGCGUUUGUCUUUUAAUGAAGCCGAAUUUUACUACCAAACCACAUUUCAAAAUAUCCAAAACGAUGUUGACGAAGGUGUUAAUUAUAAGAUUACAUCACCCUCUACUUCCAUAGCAAAUGCUUCAGACGGUAAUCAAACGCAAACGAAAUUUUUCAUCUCUACCUCUCAAUGUAAAAUACCUUACGUGCAUCCUUUCGAAGAAGGAGUUAUUCAAAUAUUCAAUCCAAAAGAAUAUAAAUACACCAAUUGCACAAACGACGAAGCCUUCAUAACAAUUCAUUACCAAUUAAAUGCGCAACAGUAUUUCCUACACUUGAAUAUGCCAACCAUAGAACGAGCUGUUGGAUCGUUAAAUGUGAGCGCUUCGGAUAUCCGCUGUUGUUAUCGGCAAAUUAUACGAGCUGGAAGCGGUAGUUCGGCUGACACCAAAACGAAACUCUUAGAUUGCAUUAUGUUUGAUCAAGAUUACAUGGUGCCACCCCACAUAGAAUAUAUAAUCACAGAGUGUUACGCAGAUCACACACGGAAAAUACUUCUUCAGAAGGACGCUUUUUCUUUUAUUCAAGCACGAUUGAUGACUCCGUCGAGAAAUGUUACUAGUUUUGUAAAAAAUUCACCCAACCCUAACUCAACCAGUUUGGGUGUGAGAAAGCCCAGUGUAUUGCUGAUUGGCAUUGAUGCUGUUUCCCGUAUAAAUUUGCGGCGUACGAUGCCACAGACCUUCAGACAUCUUCAAGUGAAUCAGUGGAUCGAGUUGCAGGGAUAUAAUAAAGUCGGCGACAACACUUUUCCGAAUCUGAUAGCGUUGCUGACAUCAUAUAAUCUUACAAUGGCCAAGUCAAUAUGCGAACCAACAAAAGUGGGUGGACUUAAUAGGCCUAUUUGCAACUUUAUUUGGAAUACUUUCAAACAAUUCGGCUAUAAGACUGCCUACGCUGAGGAUGUUGUCUCUUUGAGUACAUUUAAUUAUCUGAAGAAAGGAUUUGAACAGCCACCGACAGAUUACUAUCUACGUCCCUUGGCAUUGGCCAUUGAAAAGAAUUUGAAAGUGGGAAAAGAUAGUGGCCUACCAUAUUGUAUUGGUCGUAAACAUUAUGGUGAAUAUAUAUAUAAUUUUGCACUCGAUUAUGCGAAUGCCUUCCCCGAGGAGCCACACUUCGGUUUGUUUUGGACAAAUUCUUUUAGUCAUAACGCCUUCUAUACAGAGGCCACAAUGGACGCGAAAUUGUUGGAAUAUCUGAAAAAACUAAAAGCCAAUGGUAUUUUGGAACGCUCGAUCGUAUUAUUUUUCUCAGAUCAUGGCAUGCGUUGGGGUCCACUGCUCAAAUUGAGAUCAGGGUUUUUAGAAGAGCGUCUGCCGAUGAUGUUCAUCUCAGUGCCGUCAUGGUAUCAAAGAGAACGUCCGGAUUUUAUGAAAGCUUUAGAAAUUAAUCAACGACGUUUGACCACACCCUAUGAUAUAUAUGCGACAAUGAAGCAUAUACUUGAAGACACGGAACCGGGAGCACAAGUGCCCUAUCUUAACGGCUCUACCCGCGGCCUUAGUAUUUUUCGUGAGAUACCGGAAAAUCGCACUUGCAGCGAUGCGAACAUACCCGAACAUUGGUGCACCUGUGUGCCAUAUGAGAUUGUACCCACAAAGGAUGCUACCGCCUUGAACGUAACCAAGAUGAUGAUUAAAGAGAUUAAUCAAUAUCUAAGUAGGAAAAACAUUACUGAUAAAUGUAGCGAAUUGAAUUUAAAAGAAAUUGGGGAUGUUAAAUUGAAAAUGCUUAGAACUUCAGACGAGUUCACUUAUAGAAUAACUUUUGAUGCGAAUCCGAAACAAGCAAGAUAUCAAGCGACUGUGGUAUAUAACAAAAGUUUAAAUGCCAUUGAUAUAGAUGUCGAAGAGAUAUCACGUCUGGACUCAUAUGCGGAAACGUCGAAAUGUAUAAACUUGAAGGAAGAGAAAAAAUACUGCAUUUGUAAGAAGUGAGGAGUUGGUCCGUGUAUGUAUACAUGUUAUGUACGUGUAUGCUUGUGCGAAUUUGCCAAAUAUUUACGGUGCAAGCAAUCAUGAGAUAAUUUUAGUUAGUUAAUUUCUUAGUUUUAUUUGUUCUAGUGAUUAAUAUUUAUUGCCAAAAAAAAAGGUACAAUGUAAUAUAUUUUAUUUUUAUCAUUUGGCGUAUUGGUCCGGAAUUUCAGUAGUU
This is a messenger RNA of Ceratitis capitata (Mediterranean fruit fly), 2430 nucleotides long. RefSeq lists its product as uncharacterized. Bases 87 to 2216 code for a protein of 709 amino acids. Lineage: Eukaryota; Metazoa; Arthropoda; Insecta; Diptera; Tephritidae. The transcript has 4 exons. The record is from RefSeq and is a predicted model, not a curated record.